AUGUUAUUCAUCGAUAUCAAUGUAUUGUUUUUCAAUAAAUAUCCCAAUUUGAUAGCCCAUUCAGAUAAAGACAAACCAAUCUGUUGGACAGAUUAUAUUUCCAGAGGUCAAUUGAAAAUUCCAUCUGACAAUUUAAUGCGAGCUGUGAAACAAUUAGAAAUACAUUUCAGAAGUCUCCACGGUGACAACCUGUCAAAAGCUCCUAAUAUAUUUAAAACAUUAACAGAUAAAUUACAAAUAAGUACUCAAGAUUUAAAGUUACCUUUAGAUGUUUUGCAAUGUCUUGUACGAACAAGAACUUAUAUAAGACUCAAUAAUUUAAACAAUCAAAUUAUGAGUCAAAAAUUUAAAAAAUUGGAAACAUUUAAAAAACAAAAAUUUACUAAAUAA
Molecule: messenger RNA, 390 nt
Organism: Macrosiphum euphorbiae (potato aphid)
Lineage: Eukaryota; Metazoa; Arthropoda; Insecta; Hemiptera; Aphididae
Source: the annotation of a GenBank genome assembly